Messenger RNA from Batrachochytrium dendrobatidis JAM81, 1098 nucleotides. RefSeq lists its product as uncharacterized. Gene Ontology annotation, biological process: positive regulation of mRNA splicing, via spliceosome. NCBI's taxonomy places the organism in Eukaryota, Fungi, Chytridiomycota, Chytridiomycetes, Rhizophydiales. Bases 1 to 1098 code for a protein of 365 amino acids. The record is from RefSeq and is a predicted model, not a curated record. Gene Ontology annotation, cellular component: spliceosomal complex. The transcript is spliced from 6 exons. Gene Ontology annotation, molecular function: RNA binding.
AUGGAUAAAGAGCAAGUGUAUGGAAGUCCUGGUGCAGACAGCGAUGAUGGCCUUCAUAUACAAGGCACCUCCGAAUCGAAUCAUAGCGUAUCUAGGAGUCCUGCCGACUAUAUCAAAGGAGAGUCUGGUUCCAAUCGCAGCUCAUCCAGAAAUGAUGAAAAUCGUGGUAGUCCAAAGAUUAAUGAGCCUAGAGCUCAUCCCGGAGAAUUCAAACGCUCUCCGUCAAACUCUUCUCCUCCUAGGUAUAUUUCCAAUAAUGCUCCUUUGGAUAGAUCGCCAGUCCGAGGAAAGGGAAAAGAUGAUCGUGAUUCAAAGGCAUUAUCCACAGAUCCGUCUACUGUUGUUGGUGCUUUUGGAUUGAGUCUCUUUACCACUGAGCUUGAGCUUCGCGGUCUAUUUUCUCCCUUUGGAAAAAUUACACACUGCACUAUUAUCCGGGAUGCAUUGACUCUUCGAUCGAGAGGAUUUGGUUUUAUUACUUUUGAUACCAUUGACAGUGCUGUCAAGGCUCAACAGGAACUAAACGGCACAGUUUUAAACAACCGAACUAUGCGAGUUGCAAGACUCGAUCUAACGUAUAUGUUUGGCAACACAUUAGAUUUUUCGAUUAGUUCUCGACCUCAUGAGCCAACACCAGGGUUUUACAAGGGAAUUUCUACUCGAGAAAGUAGUUCCGAGGGAAGACAACAUCGUGAGCCAAGACCCCACUAUAAUCCAUAUCCAGAAAGAAGAGAUAUGCGUCGUGAUAUGGUUGAUCGUGGGCGUCGCUCACAACCCUACUUUCGGCCAAGAUCUCGAUCUCCGCCCUCAUCCUAUCGCGGCAGUCACGAAGGAUACCAUGAUGGUUGGGCAGAUCGUGGAGACAGAUAUAUGGACAGAAGGAUAGAUUAUGAGCGACAAGAGAGAGGUGGGAUGGGAUAUGGACCAUCAGGUGGUGAGCGCGGAGAUCAUCGAGGAGAUUUUGGUCGUGGGGAUCCAUACAGAUCUCGAUCAAGCAUGGCAGCUCCACCACUUCCACCACCAUCUGAUCGUUACCGUGGAGGAUACAGUGAGAGCAGAAGUCGUAGUCCAGUGUACGAUCAUCGUCAACGUCGUUGA